Messenger RNA from Chlorocebus sabaeus (green monkey), 1101 nucleotides. RefSeq names its product alcohol dehydrogenase 1A. Lineage: Eukaryota; Metazoa; Chordata; Mammalia; Primates; Cercopithecidae. The record is from RefSeq and is a predicted model, not a curated record. Gene Ontology annotation, molecular function: all-trans-retinol dehydrogenase (NAD+) activity; zinc ion binding. Gene Ontology annotation, biological process: retinoic acid metabolic process; retinol metabolic process. Gene Ontology annotation, cellular component: cytosol.
GUUUGCACAUUACUUAUGCUCCUGUCUCAUGCCUUUGUGUGUCUGUGUAUUGCACUGCCCAGUGUGAGCAAUCCUCGGGGGACCCUGCAGGAUGGCACCAGCAGAUUCACCUGCAGGGGGAAGCCCAUCCACCACUUCCUCGGUGUCAGCAGCUUCUCCCAGUACACGGUGGUGGAUGAGAAUGCAGUAGCCAAAAUUGAUGCAGCCUCACCCAUGGAGAAAGUCUGUCUCAUUGGCUGUGGAUUUUCAACUGGUUAUGGGUCUGCAGUCAAAGUUGCCAAGGUAACCCCAGGCUCUGUCUGUGCUGUGUUUGGCCUGGGAGGGGUCGGCCUAUCUACUGUUAUGGGCUGUAAAGCAGCUGGAGCAGCCAGAAUCAUUGCGGUGGACAUCAACAAGGACAAAUUUGCAAAGGCCAAAGAGUUGGGUGCCACUGAAUGCAUCAACCCUCAAGACUACAAGAAACCCAUCCAGGAGGUGCUAAAGGAAAUGACUGACGGAGGUGUGGAUUUUUCAUUUGAAGUCAUCGGUCGGCUUGACACCAUGAUGGCUUCCCUGUUAUGUUGUCAUGAGGCAUGUGGCACAAGCGUCAUCGUAGGGGUACCUCCUGAUUCCCAGAACCUCUCAAUAAACCCUAUGCUGCUACUGACUGGACGCACCUGGAAGGGAGCUAUUUUUGGUGGCUAUAAGAGUAAAGAAUGUGUCCCAAAACUUGUGGCUGAUUUUAUGGCUAAGAAGUUUUCAUUGGAUGCAUUAAUAACCCAUGUUUUACCUUUUGAAAAAAUAAAUGAAGGAUUUGACCUGCUUCACUCUGGGAAAAGUAUCCGUACCAUCCUAAAGUUUUGAGACAAUACAGAUGUUUUCCAUUGUGGCAGUCUUCAGCCUCCUCUACUCUACGUGAUCUGGAGCAACAGCUGGGAAAUAUCAUUAAUUCUGCUCUUCAGAGAUGUUAUCAAUAAAUUACAUGUGGGGGCUUUCCAAAGACAUUGAAAUUGAUGUAAAAUUAUUUUUCAAGCAAAUGUCUAAAAUCCAAAUGAGAACUAAAUAAAGUGUUGAACAUCAGCUGGGGAAUUGAAGCCAAUAAACCUUCCUUCUUAACCAUUC